AUGCCCCAAUUCCCCAUGCCCCAAUUCCCCAUGCCCCAAUUCCCCAUGCCCCAAUUCCCCAUGCCCCAAUUCCCCAUGCCCCAAUUCCCCAUGCCCCAAUUCCCCAUGCCCCAAUUCCCCAUGCCCCAAUUCCCCAUGCCCCAAUUCCCCAUGCCCCAAUUCCCCAUGCCCCAAUUCCCCAUGCCCCAAUUCCCCAUGCCCCAAUUCCCCAUGCCCCAAUUCCCCAUGCCCCAAUUCCCCAUGCCCCAAUUCCCCAUGCCCCAAUUCCCCAUGCCCCAAUUCCCCAUGCCCCAAUUCCCCAUGCCCCAAUUCCCCAUGCCCCAAUUCCCCAUGCCCCAAUUCCCCAUGCCCCAAUUCCCCAUGCCCCAAUUCCCCAUGCCCCAAUUCCCCAUGCCCCAAUUCCCCAUGCCCCAAUUCCCCAUGCCCCAAUUCCCCAUGCCCCAAUUCCCCAUGCCCCAAUUCCCCAUGCCCCAAUUCCCCAUGCCCCAAUUCCCCAUGCCCCAAUUCCCCAUGCCCCAAUUCCCCAUGCCCCAAUUCCCCAUGCCCCAAUUCCCCAUGCCCCAAUUCCCCAUGCCCCAAUUCCCCAUGCCCCAAUUCCCCAUGCCCCAAUUCCCCAUGCCCCAAUUCCCCAUGCCCCAAUUCCCCAUGCCCCAAUUCCCCAUGCCCCAAUUCCCCAUGCCCCAAUUCCCCAUGCCCCAAUUCCCCAUGCCCCAAUUCCCCAUGCCCCAAUUCCCCAUGCCCCAAUUCCCCAUGCCCCAAUUCCCCAUGCCCCAAUUCCCCAUGCCCCAAUUCCCCAUGCCCCAAUUCCCCAUGCCCCAAUUCCCCAUGCCCCAAUUCCCCAUGCCCCAAUUCCCCAUGCCCCAAUUCCCCAUGCCCCAAUUCCCCAUGCCCCAAUUCCCCAUGCCCCAAUUCCCCAUGCCCCAAUUCCCCAUGCCCCAAUUCCCCAUGCCCCAAUUCCCCAUGCCCCAAUUCCCCAUGCCCCAAUUCCCCAUGCCCCAAUUCCCCAUGCCCCAAUUCCCCAUGCCCCAAUUCCCCAUGCCCCAAUUCCCCAUGCCCCAAUUCCCCAUGCCCCAAUUCCCCAUGCCCCAAUUCCCCAUGCCCCAAUUCCCCAUGCCCCAAUUCCCCAUGCCCCAAUUCCCCAUGCCCCAAUUCCCCAUGCCCCAAUUCCCCAUGCCCCAAUUCCCCAUGCCCCAAUUCCCCAUGCCCCAAUUCCCCAUGCCCCAAUUCCCCAUGCCCCAAUUCCCCAUGCCCCAAUUCCCCAUGCCCCAAUUCCCCAUGCCCCAAUUCCCAUGCCCCAAUUCCCCAUGCCCCAAUUCCCCAUGCCCCAAUUCCCCAUGCCCCAAUUCCCCAUGCCCCAAUUCCCCAUUCCCCAUCCUUGAACCCCACAGAGUGGGGGGCCCUACUACCUCAUCGGCCACGCGCUGGGGCCAGAGCUACAUUCUGGGUGCGGUGGAAACUCUACUCGACGCCAUGCCCCAAAUGGCCCUCUUCCCUCCACAAGCCAUGACAGUGACGGUGCAGGCAGCAGUGAACGCGACUGAAGCCGCCGUCAACGGCACCAUGGCUGCUGCACCCGCAGCAGCAGAAACGGUGCUGUCUGUAUCCAGACACGACAUGCAGGCAUACGGCAUCAUCACCACCAUCUGCCUGUGCCUCAUCGUCUUUGGCGGAGUGCAUCUGGUGGACCGCGUUGGAUCGCUCUUCAUCAUCCCGGCCGUCCUCGCUGUCAUCUCCGUCUUCAUCGGCAUAUUUCUUUCUCCAGAUGCCGAGUCACCAGAUGUGCACUUUCACUGA
This is a messenger RNA of Closterium sp. Naga37s-1, 1794 nucleotides long. Lineage: Eukaryota; Viridiplantae; Streptophyta; Zygnematophyceae; Desmidiales; Closteriaceae. The record is from the annotation of a GenBank genome assembly.